Molecule: messenger RNA, 19048 nt
Organism: Pelobates cultripes (western spadefoot toad)
Lineage: Eukaryota; Metazoa; Chordata; Amphibia; Anura; Pelobatidae
Source: the annotation of a GenBank genome assembly
UGGUGAUUCAGCAGAAACCAUGGACAGUGUGCACCCAUUGUCUGGUUAUUCUUACUGGCUGGGGGUUGACCUAGAAACAGUGAUGGCUAAACCUGGUGCUAUAAGUAUACUAUGAGCCAUGUACAGUAAAUGCCCUAGGGAGGGGGUCUUUACUUUGUAUAGGAUGCCCUGUAUACUGGGACACGGUUUUCCUCCCUCCCUCUCCCCCCACAGGGGUGUGACAGGGAGAGCUCCUCACCGGAUUUGAUGGGCAGUUCUCCCAGGGUGCCAUCCACGUUGCUGAGGUCCAGGUUUUCAGGGGGGAAGCCCACCAUGACCCGCUGCCGGGGGCCUACAAUCCCGGUAACCCCGGCGAUGCUGUCCUUCAGCUCCCGGAUGGUGGAGAGCGCGGUCAGGCCUUGCAGGAGCUGGCUGCCCUCCCGGGUUUUACAGCGGAGUCGGAGCAUUGCUAGAGAACACGGGGACCAGGCACCUCCAGCACAAUAACACUGACUGUGACAGAACACCGGGACACACAGCCCCGCGAGAUUACACACAGUCCCAGAAUCUCGCGAUAACUCCGUCAGACCAUUGUUAGUAAUAGCCUGCAGGCGACCUGUUGAUAGACAACCAACUUGGUACACCCGGAAGUGACGUGUUAGCGUUCCAAGGUAACUGCUUCUAAUGAGUUGAUUUCUCUGGCUACAAAGUAGAGAUAUGGGACUGAAGGUUCCAAGUACUAACUAGAGAAAUGAUUUGACCCUUUUAAGACGGGAAUGUUUUGGAGGUUACAAUGCACUUCAGUGUCAGAGACUGUAUGAUAGUCACUUUAUUUUACAGAUAUUUUAAGUCCUUUUUGGAACGAAAAGUUCUGCCUCAAAAACUGUUUUACCUGGUAACACCUAGAUUAGACAAACUGAAUCCAUAAUAAUUCACAGCCCAGAUUUUACUACGAGUCCCAGCAGUUUGCUGACACACAUAGAGACAGCCUUAGCCGUCAGUGUAUCUUCCCUGGGUUGACCUGCCCCGCCUGAUAGUCUGCUGCACAAAUCACCUUUUACUGCGACUAACAAAUGGAAUUCUUGUUACUCUCCACGGGUGGAUUCCUGACAGUUCCAUUUGUUCUGCGCAGAAUGUCGGGGAUUUAAUCUGUUUGUUGCAGGUGAAUAGAGCCCGUGCACAAUCCUGGUGGCAGUAGGAGUGAUCAAUUUAUUGCACGGAGGAAUACACUGGCUGGGGCCACCAUGAAGGCUCGCUGGAGGAAUUCCUUGGGAGCUCUGCUGGCAGUGGUCGCACUUGGGGUGACAGUGUUAGUGGCGGUGCUGCUAAUCAGGACGUACACCCUGGCAGAAUUCAAGAGAGUCCGGCUUGGAAAAGGGGCCCCGGCUGCUGAGCUGAGCCAGGGGGAGAGAGAACAGCUCAUAGAGGCAUUGAAAGGUGAGUAUGAUGGUAUGCUGUGGAUCCAACCCCAUCACAAUCAGUAAGCCUGACACUUGUAAAAUAGGGUGGUUGGGACGCCGUUGUUUACAUUGAAAUAGCAGGAGUAUCGUUUUGCCCAGAUCUACGGAUGUAUACUUCUUAUUUGUUGCCAAAAUAUUUUUUAGAAAGAACAAUAUAAACGUUUGUCUUGAUUCUACAGGUGCAAUUUCUUUGACUUUUUAUUUACCAUAAAGUAAAGUGCAACAAAGCAGGUAGGCGCUAAACAGGUGCAUCCAAACCCAACUGUGAAAUCAAUCACCUAAUGUUUCCCAAAAUCAAUAGAUAAUAAAUACAUAUAGUCAGGGCCAGAUUAACAGCCCAGUGGGCCUGGUGUUGACAAUUAUGAUGAGCCUAAUUAAAGAAUCCUAUCGACCAAAAACACUAAAACACUCCCAUGCGUCAUGUAUCUGAUGGAGAUGGUGCUUUUGAGAGAAAGAAAACACAUACCCUAUGCUAAUCUCCCUCUAACUUAUGUUUUCAUCUUUCAAGUAAAUCCAUAACCCCUAACAGCAGUGUCCAGACAAGCAGGAAGUCAAUGGGCACGGUAAAAGGGUGUGCCACUGACACAAAUCACGUAACCUGCCAAAAGGGGCGAACAUGCCCAAAAAGAGGACAUGUCUGCCCAAAGAAUUUGAAGGCCAGCCUGGCAUGAAUGCAUAUCAGACUGCCUGCCAAUCAUGCAGCUGGCCAACUAAGGGCAUACUAUGCAGACAGCACCCUGAGCUUGGUAUAAAUGCAUCUAAUGAUGCACUCGCUCAACGCUCUCUAAAGGACUGUCCCCUAGCACUCGCGGGUCCACUUGUCUCCUUACCUUCUUACUAGCAGGCAAACGCUCCUGGUAUAUAGUCUGGGACAGAGAAAAGCUGUAUGUAGUGAGUGUAGAAGAAAGGGAACAUGCCACAGUGUUAGAGAGACCAAAGUCAGCAUUACCUUAAAGGAUCACUAUAGGGUCAGGAACACAAACAUGAAUUCCUGACCCUAUAGUGUUAACACCACCAUCUACCCCCCUCCCCUCCCUGGGCCCCUCAUGCCUCCAUGUAGUAAAAAUCUUACUGUAUUCAAGCCUGAAGCUGUAACUCUACAUGCUGUUAGACUCAGAAAAGCAAGCAGUGUGCUGACAUAAUUAGAAGUGGUGGCCUGAUCCAAUCACAGUGCUCCCCCAUAGCAUUGGCUGAGACUGACAAAACGGCAGAUCAGGGGCAGAGCCAGCAUGAUUCAAACACAGCCCUGGCCAGUCAGCAUCUCCUCAUAGCAUCUCCUCAUAGAGAUGAAUUGAAUAAAUGAAUCUCUAUGAGGAAAGUUCAGUGUCUGCAUGCAGAGGGUGGAGACUCUGAAUGUUUGGAUGCAUUUUAGGCAGCCAUGACCCAGGAAGGAUCUCUAACAGCCAUCUGAGGAGUGGCCAGUGAAGUUAUCACUAGGAUGUAAUGUAAAGACUGCAUUUUCUCUGAAAAGACAGUGUUUACAGCAAAAAGCCUGACGGUAAUGAUUCUACUAACCAGAACAAAUUCAAUAAGCUGUAGUUGUUCUUGUGACUAUAGUGUCCCUUUAACUAUAUUCAUUGUCAGCCAGUCCACACAAGUUUUGUUCCCAUACAUCCCUCUUAAGUUUCCAUACUUAAGUAAGAGUAUGUGAAAAGUAGUUCGGGUUGCCACCUUUCUUGGAAAAACAUACCGGCCUUACUAAUUUGCAUAAUUAAAUAUGUAUGAGGGACAUCACAUGAUGUAAAUCACAAGGAGUGACGUAAAAGAAAAUGCUGUAAAAUCACCAAAAUACUACUUAGUUUGAUUAUGCUGUAUAGAUGGAUUCCUCUCAGUGGCCCCCAUGUUUCCCAGUGCCCCCAUGUGUCGAUUACUCCAGGUCUCAGCGUUCCUAUGUAUCACAGUGUCUCAAUGCCCCAUGUCUCCCUGUGUCCUCCAGUAUUCCCAUGUGUCUAUGUCCCCAUGUAUGUGUCACUAGGACACUAGGAAGACGGGGAGACCUGGGGACAAGGGGAGACCUAGGGACACAGAGACACCAGUGACACUGGGAAACUAGGGGACACUGGCUGGGACACAUGGGGACACUGGGAAAAUAGGGGACACUUGAAGACAUGGGGACACAGACACUAGAGACACUGGCUGGGGGACAUGGGGACAUUGAGACAUGGGGGCACUGGGAGACAUGGGGACACUGAGACACCACGGCCACAGACACUAGGGACACUAGCUUGGAGACAUGGGGACAUUGAGACACCUGAGGCACUGGGAGACAUGGAGGCACUAGAAGACAUGGGGACAGUGAGACACUGGGAGACUAGGGGGCACUGAGACACAAGGGACACUGGCAGGGAGACAUGGGGACACUGUGUCCCCAUGUGUCUGUGUCAUAAUGUCUCCCAAUGUCCCUUAGUGUCUCAGUGUCUGCCAUAAUGUCUCCCUCCCUUAGUGUCUGUGUCCCCAUGUCUCCUUGCAGCCUUUCCCCCCAUCCCUUACUUCCCUGAGCUGUAGGCUGUCUCUGCAGGGUGGGAGUUGCUGUCUGGACUCUCUGUAGCUGAACCCCUGCAGAUCAGUGAGUAGAGAGAGGCAGGGAGGGAUAUGCUGGAACUUCCUAUCCCUGCCUGUCUCCACACACAGCGACCCCUACUGGCCAGUGCUGGUAUUGCAUAGUAAUCUCUUGUUUAUACUGAGAAAAAUACCAGCAUUUGUAUUGCCAAUAUCACUGCAAUAUUGGCACCAGCCAGGAAGCCUCAAAUACUGGCUGUGCCAAUAAAAUAAAAGCCAGGUGGAAUUUUUUUUUUUUUUUUAAAUCAAUGGGCCUAUUCCAUGGGCCUGGAGCUGCAGCUCCAUCAGCCCCUAUGUUAAUCCGGCCCUGCAUAUAGUGGGUGGCACACACAGUGAUAAAACACAAAAAAUGUGUACAGUGAUGUGGUGAGUAGAAAUACAGUAUAAACACCAUAUAUAGCUUCCUCUUAAGGGUAGCUGGAAAAGAUAAUAGCUAAUAUAGGACAGUACAGUCUGUAUAAGAUAUAGAGUGCAAGUGCAGGUACAUAUAUACAUCCAACUCACAUUUUACUGAGCCUGUGAUACACUGGCUCUGGUAAAUCAGCAUGAAAGGAGUAACUUGAUUCUGGAUGCAGUCUUGCAAAAAUAUUCUCCACAACAUAGGAAUAAGAGAAGGCUCCAGGUUAAAAAGACAUCUAAUUUGUUCAUAUAACACACAUAAAAAAAUAUUACAUCAAGUAAGGUGGUGGCUUCAGCAAUAAAUCCUUCCUCAUAAAAUCAAUAAAGUCCACACACAAUGAGUUUCGACAGUCUUCCUCAGGUGCAUGGUGUACUUUCCCCAUGAUGUAGCUCAGCCCCCUGACAGCCACCAUUGGCUGGAUUGUGACCGGCACUUUUAACCUCCGCCCACUUCUGUUUCGGUGGAGAUGUUAGUCAUUCAUGGUGUUGUGUGUUAUGUCGAAACGCGUUUAACGUCUGAUAUGGCUAAGGUGCUUGUCCAUGUUGCUGUCCUCUCUUGCUUUGACUACUGUAAUCCGCUUCUCAGUGGUCUUGCGUGUUCCCAACUUGCCCCAUUACAGUCUAUAAUGAAUGCAUCGAGGCUCAUCUUCCUGUCCACCCGCACCUUCCACGCCUCCCCCUCUGUCAGUCCCUACAUUGUCUUUCCGUAAGAUAUAGGACCCGGUUUAAGAUCCUAAUACUUGCUUACAAAUCUCUACACAAUGCUGGUCCGACAUAUAUAUCUUCACUUGUACACAAAUAUGUCCCGACUAGGUCCCUACGCUCUGCCGGAGACCUACGUGUAACCUCUGUUCGUAUUCCUACCUCUGAUGCUCACCUUAAAGAUUUCUCUAGGGCUGCACCAUUCCGAUGGAACACCCUUCCCCUCUCUGUUAGACUUUCACCCAGUCUCACUCCUUCAAAAAAAUCUUUGAAAACGUACUUCUUUAGGAAACCAUAUCAAUUAAACUGUGAACAUCUUUCUCUCCCCGCACCCUGAUUCCUCUCCUGCAACUGUCUUUAAAACAACACUAAGCCCUCAGUAAAUAAUAUCCUAGCAACGCACUUUUCUACCCUACCCUUACCUUUUGUGUCACUAUACCCCACUCCCUCUCACAUGUAAGCUCAUUGAUCAGGGCUCUCAGUCCCUCUGUUCCUGUGCAUCCAACUAGUCUGGUUACAAAUAUGUGUCUUAUAGUCCGCCCAUUGUACAGCGCUGCGGAAAUUGUUGGUGCUUUAUAAAUAUUAGUAAUAACAAUUAGUCAAUAUUCCUGAGUAUUGUAACUCCAAAAGAUUUUAAUUAUUACAUGUUGCUAAUGCAAAACUCUAAACCAGCUAAUUUCAAGUAUAUAUUUUUAAUGAAGCCAUUUAUGACCUUUUUCUUAAAUGUGUGACAGGUGCAAUUCGCAUCCCCACUGUAUCGUUCUCAGAAACAGAACAAAACACCACAGCCUUGGCAGAGUUUGGACAAUAUAUUCGCAAAGGUACUAAUUUUUUUUAUUUUUUUAUUUUUUCCCUCUUCUCUGUUUUCUACAGUGGCUUCAUUGUGUAAUAUAGUUUGGCCUUACCCAUCUGUUGCCAAAUACAAUUUGUUAUGUUUAUUUUGCCAUGACAUCAUCUUUUUGAGGGAGGUGCAUUUAACUCGUUUUCCUGGCACAAUAGUGCCCUGAGGGUGCCCCCACCCUCUGGGUCCCAAUCCCGCAGGGCUGAUUGGGAGGAAGGGGGUUAAACACUCACCUUUCUACAGCGCCAUGCUCACUCUGCGCUGGGGACUCUUCUCCCACUUCUGACAUCACCAGCUGCAUGCGCGGCAAGAGCCGCGUACACAUUGUCAGUCCAUAGGAAAGCAUUCUCAAUGCUUUCCUAUGGACGUUGGCGUCUUCUCACUGUGAAAAUCACAGUGAGAAGCGCGGAAGCGCCUCUGGCGGCUGUCAAUGAGACAGCCACUAGAGGCUGAAUUAACCCAUUUGUAAACAUAGCAGUUUCUCUGAAACUGCUAUGUUUACAGCAGGCAGGGUUAAUCCUAGAUGGACCUGGGACCCAGACCACUUCAUUAAGCUGAAGUGGUCUGGGUGCCUAUAGUGGUCCUUUAAGCAAUGUGAAUGAAACUUUAAAAAGCAACAAUAUUUAUCGGCCAAAACCUUACCGAAUUUACAGCUAAAUCAGUGCUACAAUAUUAACUUUUGCUGGGUUACUCCCUAACAUUUGAUUUGUAGUGAAUACAAAGUGACUUUUAUAUUUGAGACAGUAUUAGCCAAAAUGAAAAUACACCUUGGAGAAUCUUUCAGAUCUGGCAAGUUUGACCUAAAAUUUUAAAUUUACUUUGAUUUCUUGACAGAUCAUGUUUUUGUGAGUAAUCUUGAUGCAUGUAAUAAUCUGUGUUGCAAUCCAUUCAGCUAACAAUUCUACAAUACUUGUUUGUGCCUACAUAAACAGGAAAAAACACGAAAUGCUGGCUACCUUGGUUUGUAUUUAUGGCUAGAGGUGAGGAUGUAGGUCAUGACUUAGGGGAGGGGAGGUGUUGGUGGGGAGUUGUCCCACUUUACGUUCUUUCCUAUUUUUCCCCUUUUUUUUAUAUAUCCUUUUUUUUCUGGCCGUUUGUAUCUUAGUGAGCUGGAGCUUGAUUGGGAUGUGUCAGGACCCAGAGUAGGGGUGCUGGUGUACCUGUGGCCUUUCUGGGUGACCUGUUUGAUUGUAAAAUUCCCAAUUUUACUUAUCCCUGAAUAUACAAUGAACACACACUUGUUGAAGAGAGACCACUGGAACUUUAUUAUCGCUGUUAUCCACUAAACACAUUUCAUCUAGUACAUACAAACAUUACAUCCACUACACAAACACACACUACAUCACUGUACACACACUACAUCCACUACUCAAACACACUCUGCGUUCACUAUACACACUGCAUCCGCUACACAAACACACACUCUGCAUUCACUGCACAAGCAGUAUCGAAUACACACAAACACUACAUCCAUUACACACAUUCUAAUUCACUUCCACUAUACACACCACAUUCAGUCCUGCAUCAUUGUCAGCGGACUAGGUAGGGCGUGGGCGGGCCGGGGGGCCAGACCUUGUGCUUUGUCAGGGGCUCCAAAAUUUUGGAUGGUGGCUCUGUACACCCCUCACAUUUUUGUAAAUAAUUUAUUAUAUGUUUUCACGUGACAACACUGAAGAAAUUACACUCUGUUACAAUGUAAAGUAGUACGUGUGUAGCCUGUAUAACAGUGUAAAUUUUCUGUCCCCUCAAAAUAACUCAACACACAGCCAUUAAUGUCUAAACUGUUGGCAACAAAAGUGAGUACACCCCUAAGUGGAAAUGUCCAAAUUGGGCCCAAAGUGUCAAUAUUUUGUGUGGCCACCAUUAUUUUCCAGCACUGCCUUAACCCUCAUGUGCAUGGAGUUCACCAGAGCUUCACAGGUUGCCAUUGAAGUCCUCUUCCACUCCUCCAUGACGACAUCAGGGAGCUGGUAGAUGUUAGAGAUUUUGCGCUCCCCCACCUUCCAUUUGAGGAUGCCCCACAGAUGCUCAAUCGGGUUUAGGUCUGGAGACAUGCUUGGCCAGUCCAUCACCUUUACCUUCAGCUUCUUUAGCAAGGCAGUGGUCGUCUUGGAGGUGUGUUUGGGGUCGUUAUCAUGUUGAAAUACUGUACUGCGGCCCAGUCUCCGAAGGGAGGGGAUCACUCUCUGCUUCAGUAUGUCACAGUACAUGUUGGCAUUCAUGGUUUGUACAAUGAAGUACUGCCAGCACUUAUGCACGCCCAGACCAUGACAUUCCCACCACCAUGCUUGACUGUAGGCAAGACACACUUGUCUUUGUACUCCUCACCUGGUUGCGGCCACACGCUUGACACAAUAUGAACCAAAUAAGUUUAUCUUGAUCUCAUAGGACCACAGGGCAUGGUUCUAGUAAUCCAUGUCCUUAGUCUGCUUGUCUUCAGCAAACUGUUUGCGGGCUUUCUUGUGCAUCAUCUUUAGAAGAGACUUACUUCAGGGACGACAGCCAUGCAGACCUGUUUGCAGUGUGUGGCAUAUGGUCUGAGCAUUGACAGGCUGAUCCUCCACCCCUCCACCCCAUCAACUCUACAGCAAUGCUGGCAGCACUCGUACGUCUGUGGUGACAUUUUGUCAUCAAAUUAAUAUGCAAAGACAACCUCUGUAUAUGACGCUGAGCACAUGCACUCAACUUCUUUGGUAGACCAUGGCAAAGCCUGUUUUGAGUGGUACCAGUCCUGUGAAACCGCUGUAUGGUCUUGCCCAUCGUGCUGCAGCUCAGUUUCAGGGUCUUGGUAAUCUUCUUAUAGCCUAGGCCAUCUUUAUGUAGAGCAACAAUUCUUUUUUUCAGAUCCUCAGAGAGUUCUUUGCCAUGAGGUGACAUGUUGAACUUUCAGUGACCAGUAUGAGCAAUUGUGAGAGCGAUAACACCAAAUUUAACACACCCGCUCCCCAUUCACACCUAAAACCUUGUAACACUAACAAGUCACAUGACACCGGGGAGGAAAAAUGGCUAAUUGGGCCCAAUUUGGACAUUUCCACUUAGGGGUAUACUCACUUUUGUUGCCAACUGUUUAGACAUUUAUAGCUGAGUGUUGAGUUAUUUUCAGGGGACAGCAAAUUUACACUGUUAUACAGGCUGUACACUUACUAAUUUGCAUUGUAGCAGAGUGUCAUUUCUUCAGUGUUGUCACAUGAAAAGAUAUAAUAAAAUAUUUACGAAAAUGUGAGGGGUGUACUCACUUUUGUGAGAUACUGUAUAUACUAAUAGUGUUAGACAAAUGUUAGGCUUGUGUAUAUAUAUUUUAUAUAUAUAUAUAUAUGAAACAAGUACAUGGACCUGGAGACAAACUACAUUGUCCCCCCUCACCCCCAAUCUACCACUAGUCUGUGCUAAAUAUGUAGUUGAUGGAGGAUUAUGGAAUUUGUACUUUAUCAACAACUGAAUGGAAAAUGGUUUAUCUCUGCCUUUCACUUUAUGUUUUCUUAUUAGUUUAUCUUUUAGACUUGGUACAAUGUAUAUUAAUUUUGUUUGUUUUCUUUCCAGUCUUCCCUCUUGUCUUCUCUUCCAGUUUAAUCCAACAUGAAGUUGUGGGUGGUUACAGUCACCUUUUUACCGUUCGAGGCUCAGACAGCAAUUUACAGCCAUACAUGCUUCUCGCUCACUUUGAUGUGGUGCCAGCAACCCCCGAAGGCUGGGAGGUGCCACCAUUCUCUGGUGAGGAGCUUAAUGGAUAUAUCUAUGGAAGAGGAACUAUUGAUGAUAAAAACUGUGUGAUUGUAAGUUUGAAAAAAGCUCCAUCAAUGAUUUAUAGCACUUUAUCUCAAUCCACUAAAUAAAAAUAAUGGAAUUAUAGUAAAUCUAGAAUGCUGAUGACUGAGGCCUUUGGGGACUGUAAGAGUAUCCAGUAACUUAAAGGCUUGAAAUUCAUUUUCAUCAGCAAGAUUGAUAGUGUGAGUUUACCCUGAAGAUGAAUUAAUGUCACAAUGUCAGCGAUUUAUACGCCAAUGUAUCUGUGCAUCUAUAUAGACGUAUGUGAGUUUUAGUGUCUUUAUGUUUUUGGGUUUUUUUUCCAAUGAUUUCACUUAGAUCAAAAAGCUUUAGGCAACAGGGCUUACUCCAAGCCAGUAUAGUGACACAUGCACCUUAAGAAGACACUAUAGGCACCAAGCAAUUUUAGAUUAACAAAGUGAUUAUGGUGUAUAGAUCAUGCCCCUGCAGUCUCACUGCUUAAAUCUCUACCAGGGGAGGAGUGGUUAUGUCUGCAUAAACAGUGAUUUAACUCCUGAGUGGCAGAGAUUUGAGCAGUGAGACUGCAGGAGCAUUAUCUACAUACUAAAACUGCUAGUUAAGUUAGUUGUUUUGAUGCCUAUUGUAUCCAUUUAGAAAAAAACAAUAGAGAAGGUGUUCAGUGCAUUACAGUCACCUGUUUGAGAAAUAUAAACCCAAAUUAAAAAUUCUCACAGUAUAUGUGUGCGUCAAAGGUUCACAAAUCAUACAGUUUUCAUUGAGCCCUUCUAAAACAUACAUUAGUACCAUAUAUUAUUGUAGCGUUACUCACCUUAUCCAGGGGCCGGCCGCGGUCCUCUCUUCGAGCCGCGCGCGGUCCUGCUGCUGGAAGGCGCGGUCCUGCAACAGGAAGGCGGGCAGUGACCGCGAGAAGCGGUCACGUGUCCCGCCUGAAUCUAAGAACGUGCCGCGAGUCUCGGGCGUGCUCUUAAAGAGGCAGUGGGAACCUAAAUUGUUAAAAGGCUCCCAUUGGCCCCUGUCAUGCCACACUCCCCAUACACUUACCUUUUGGGGGUGUGGAUAUGACAGGAGCCAAUCACAUUAGUUUAAAAGCUAUAUAUACUUACCUCUCCCUUUACUCUCUGCCCUAUCGUGGUUUCUGUAUCAGUUCCCUUUAGCGCUUGUUGUGUUCAGUUGUGUUUCUCCGUUUUGACUUUGGCUUUGUUUCUGACUACGUUUUCUCUUUAUCCUUAUCUGUUCUGGUUGUCGGCUUGCUGUUUACUGUGUACCAGACCCCGGCUUGUCCUAGUUUACGCUGUCUCUCUGUGUCCUUGACUUCGGAUCGUUCCUGACUCUGCCUCCUCUCAUAUACGUCGAGUCCGGCCAUUCUAAGGUCCGGUAGACGUAUCUCUCCUCUGUGUUGUCUUCUGUUUAGCUGAAUCCUGCGUGUUGGGGUAUAUUCUCGUUACAUUACGAUAGGGCCAUGGACCCCGCAGAUUUGGCUCAGCAAAUGGCUUCUCACGAGGCAAGGUUUGUAGAACAGGAUCAUCGUAUGGAUCAGAUAGCACAGGCUCUCCAGACGCUCUUGUCUAGAACUAUUCCUGCAACCGCACCUAACCCUCCUACACCCCAUCCUCCCGAAGUAUCCAAUUCACCCAAUACUUCGCCCCAUUUAACACCUCCUCCUAGGUAUGGAGGGGAAGCCAAGACAUGCAGAGGUUUUAUUAAUCAAAUAGAAUUCCACCUUGAGAUGUAUCCUCAUUCCUUUCCCACUGAUAGGUCUAAAGUGGGGUUUUUGAUGCAUCAACUUACUGACAAAGCACUUGAGUGGGCAAAUCCUAUUUGGGAGGCCAAUGGACCUAUGGUGCAUAAUUUCAAUAGCUUUCUUACGGCUUUUCGUAGAACUUUUGACACAACAAAAAGGUCAAAGAAUGCCGCAAGAGCAUUAAUGAGAAUUAAACAGGGGUCUAGGUCUGUGGCUGAUUAUGCUAUUCAGUUUCGUACCCUUGCUUCACAGGUAGAUUGGACCAAUAAUGGGUUAACUACUGCAUUCAUGGAAGGUUUAUCUGACACUAUAUUAGAUGAGGUAGCGGCAAGAGAGCUUCCUAUUCCAUUAGAGGACCUUAUUGACUACCUCAUUGAUAUAGAUAAUAGAAUUCGUGACAGGCUCUAUACCAAGAACAGGAAUAGACGUGUAGUCACACCUACUAACCCCAGAGUUGAUAAACCUGAGAGUGUUAAAGUAUCCGAGGAGGAACCCAUGCAAUUAGGGGUUGCCAAACUCUCAGAUACUGAAAAACUACUUAGAAGAAGGAACGGACUCUGCCUAUACUGUGGUAGGCGAGAUCAUAUGGUAAAGGAAUGCCCUUUGCUUCCGGAAAACUCUCGCACCUAAGACCUUAGGGUGUGAUAUCUAAGUCUCCUAAAUUGCCUCCUAACCGUUUGCUUUUCCCUGUUUCCCUUCAUACAGGAGAGAGUUGUAUAGCUGAAAGCAUACUAGCCUUGGUUGAUUCCGGGGCUGCUGAGAACUUCAUUGAGUUUGUUACGAAAAAUAACAUUCCCGUCAGAGAGAGGCAGAUACCCUUGGCCAUUGAGGCCAUAGAUGGUAGACCUUUAAAUACUCCAGUAGUUACCCAUGAAACUGUACCAUUAUUCAUGUACACAGGGGUUUUACACCUUGAGACCAUUCGGUUUCAGGUUAUCACCUCUCCCUCUUCUCAUAUCGUGUUAGGGUACCCAUGGUUAUGUUCUCACAAUCCCAUUUUUGACUGGGAAUUGGGGCAAUUAAAAUCAUGGGGUAAAACCUGCCACGACUCUUGUAUGAGUAAAGUCAUCCCUUUAAAUACCAUUAAUGUUCCUACUACUCCUCCUUUAUCUACUGUUAUACCUCCUCAGUACUUGUUUCUCAAAACUGUAUUCGAUAAAAGGGAAGCUGAUAAAUUACCGCCUCACAGAUCCUAUGAUUGUGCUAUCGAUUUAUUGCCUGGCACUAUACCUCCUAAGGGCAGGGUGUACCCUUUAUCUAUUCAAGAAAACCGUAUCAUGGAGGAGUAUGUUAAAGAAUCACUAGAAAAAGGGUUCAUUAGGAGAUCCUCUUCUCCGGCUGGAGCAGGGUUUUUCUUUGUAUCUAAGAAAGAGGGUGAUUUAAGACCGUGCAUCGACUAUAGAGGUCUAAACAAAAUCACUAUCAAAAAUGCAUACCCUAUACCUUUAAUUACAGAGUUAUUUGACAGGCUGAAACAUGCUACUGUGUUCACCAAAUUGGACCUUAGAGGUGCAUACAAUUUAAUACGCAUAAAGGAAGGUCACGAAUGGAAGACUGCAUUCAACACUAGAUCCGGUCAUUACGAGUACACUGUUAUGCCAUUUGGUCUUUGCAAUGCCCCAGCAGUAUUUCAGGAAUUUAUUAAUGACGUCCUAAGAGACUUUAUUCACACAUUUGUAAUUGUAUACUUGGACUACAUAUUGAUAUAUUCUACAGAUUUGCACACUCAUCACAGACAUGUCACAACGGUCCUGAAGACCCUUCUUACUAAUGGUCUUUAUUGUAAAUUAGAGAAAUGUUUAUUUGACCAAUCCGAAGUCCAGUUCUUGGGGUAUUUGAUUUCCGCCAAAGGGUUUCGUAUGGAUACCCAGAAGCUUUCUGCUGUCAUAGAGUGGCCUCUACCACAGGGUUUGAAAGCAAUUCAACGUUUUCUUGGUUUCUCUAACUAUUAUAGACGCUUUAUUAAGGGUUUUUCGUCUAUUGUAGCACCUAUCACCCGUAUGACAAAAAAGGGUGGUAAUACUCGUGUCUGGUCUCCCGAGGCACUUCAGGCUUUUGACUUUCUUAAAACUACAUUUGCCUCUGCACCUAUUUUACAGCACCCUAUCCCCUCACUACCUUAUAUUCUUGAAGUUGAUGCUUCUGAAAUCGGGGUAGGUGCUGUUUUGUCCCAAAGAGAAUCGCCUGAAAGGCCAUUGCAUCCUUGUGGCUUCUUUUCUAGACAAAUGUCCAAAGCUGAAAGGAAUUAUGAUGUGGGUAAUCGUGAACUCCUUGCUAUUAUCUUAGCUCUUAAAGAAUGGAAACACUUGUUAGAAGGAACUAAGGAUGCUAUCCUCAUUUUUACAGAUCACAAGAAUCUAUCCUACCUUGGUGAAGCUAAAAGAUUGUCUUCUAGGCAGGCUAGAUGGUCACUAUUUUUGUCCCGUUUCAAUUAUAUUAUCACCUAUAGGCCAGGUGAUCGCAACAUUAAAGCAGAUGCUCUGUCCAGACAGUUCGAAACUACUGACAAACAGGAGGUUGAUGUUACUCCUGUCAUUCCCCCAGACAGGAUAAUAGCCACUACUAUAUUGUCUAUUUCUUCAUCCCUCUUGCAGACCAUACAAGCGAAACAAAGUAUGGCACCUAGCGAGAGGCCUAUUGAUAAAUUGUUUGUUGAUGUUCCAGAGAGACGGGAGAUUCUGUCAUUAUAUCAUGAUACUAAGACUGCUGGACAUCCUGGUAUUACCAAAACGAUGUCAGCAGUUUCUUGAUAUUUUUGGUGGGGUUCCUUACGCAAGUAUGUCACUGACUAUAUAAGUGCUUGUACUACUUGUGCAUGUAUGAAAACGUCUCGUAGAGUUCCUUGUGGGCUUCUGCAUCCCUUACCAGUUCCCGAGAGACCUUGGUCUAACCUAUCCAUGCAUUUUAUUGUUGAAUUACCCCCUUCGAAUGGUAACACAGUCAUCCUGAUGAGAGUAGAUCGGUUUUCCAAGAUAGCUCACUUUGUGUCUCUUCGCAAGUUGCCCACAUCCAAGGAACUGGCUCUUGUCUUUGCUAGAGAAGUAUUUCGGUUACAUGGUAUUCCUGUAUCUAUUGUGUCCGAUAGGGGUAGCCAAUUUAUUUCCAGGUUCUGGAAAGCCUUUUGCUCAGAAAUGGGUAUUUCUCUCUCAUUUUCUUCCGCUUACCAUCCCCAGUCUAAUGGAGCUGCUGAACGUGCCAACCAGUCUCUGGAGCAGUACCUUCAUUGUUUUGUGUCUCACCAUCAGGACAAUUGGUCUGACCUGCUUCCUUGGGCUGAGUUUGCUCGGAAUAAUGCCACUCAUGAUUCUUCCGGCAAAAGCCCUUUUUACGUUGUCUAUGGCCAGCAUCCCGUUGUUCUUCCGGCUGCAUUCUCCUCACAGGGCAUGCCAGUUCUGGAUGAGCAUUUGGCUGGUUUGCGUAAUACUUGGGAGCAGGUUCAGCGUUCUUUGGUGGAUUCCGCUGCUCGCCAGAAGGCUCAGGCUGACAAGCAUCGCAGGGCGGCUCCUACUUAUGUUGUGGGGGACAGGGUUUUGCUUUCCACGCGGAAUAUUCGCCUGCGGGUGCCUUCUAUGAAAUUGGCUCCCCGUUUCAUAGGUCCUUAUCGUAUACUGCAUAAGGUUAAUCCUGUUUCAUACGCCUUGGGUCUUCCUAGGAAUCUGCGUAUUCCUAAUGUAUUUCACACCUCGUUGUUGAAGCCUUACGUACGCAACCGCUAUACCUGGCAUUCCCCGCCUCCACCUCCUGUCUCUGUGGAGGGUCAUGAGGAAUUCGAAGUCUCUGCUGUUCUUGACUCUCGUUCCCUUAGGGGUCGACUUCAGUACUUGGUGCAUUGGAAGGGUUAUGGGCCUGAGGAGCGCAGUUGGAUUUCAGCUGAUGCUGUUCACGCUCACCGCCUUGUGCAUUCUUACCAUUCUCGUUUUCCUGCCAGGCCUGGCCCUACCCGCCCGGAGGGCGUGUCCUCAGGGGGGGUACUGUAGCGUUACUCACCUUAUCCAGGGGCCGGCCGCGGUCCUCUCUUCGAGCCGCGCGCGGUCCUGCUGCUGCACGAGCCGCGCGCGGCUCAUCCGACGGCCUCAACAGGAAGGCGGGCAGUGACCGCAAGAAGCGGUCACGUGUCCCGCCUGAAUCUAAGAGCGCGCCGCGAGUCUCGGGCGCGCUCUUAAAGAGGCAGUGGGAGCCUAAAUUGUUAAAAGGCUCCCAUUGGCCCCUGUCAUGCCACACUCCCCAUACACUUACCUUUUGGGGGUGUGGAUAUGACAGGAGCCAAUCACAUUAGUUUAAAAGCUAUAUAUACUUACCUCUCCCUUUACUCCCUGCCCUAUCGUGGUUUCUGUAUCAGUUCCCUUUAGCGCUUGUUGUGUUCAGUUGUGUUUCUCUGUUUUGACUUUGGCUUUGUUUCUGACUACGUUUUCUCUUUAUCCUUAUCUGUUCUGGUUGUCGGCUUGCUGUUUACUGUGUACCAGACCCCGGCUUGUCCUAGUUUACGCUGUCUCUCUGUGUCCUUGACUUCGGAUCGUUCCUGACUCUGCCUCCUCUCAUAUACGUCGAGUCCGGCCAUUCUAAGGUCCGGUAGACGUAUCUCUCCUCUGUGUUGUCUUCUGUUUAGCUGAAUCCUGCGUGUUGGGGUAUAUUCUCGUUACAAUUAUUUCUGCUGGAAAACUAUACUAUCACUGUAUCAGUAACAGGCAUUUUAGUUAAGCCAUUACAGUUAGGAGAAAAAGAGAAGAAGGGAUAGGAUGGGUUAUUGAGGGUGAAAAAUAAAAUCUCCACAAGUCUACUUAAUGUCUGCCAACAAGCUGUCAGAUAGGCUGGGCAGGGACAUAGAUCUGAGUUCAAAGAGUCCCUAAAUUUGGGGAGGGUGGGGUGGAAUCCAUGCCCUAGUGCCCUCCCUGUAAGUGUAAUCUAGCCAAGAAGUUCAGGUUGCGGUAGAUUUGUUGGGAAUACCCCAAAGAGCAGAAGUUAGGGACUCCAUUUUGUAGAUUUCUUCCUUCCUAGCAACUCACUGCUGGAGGGUCACACAAGCGAGUGCUUCCAAUAAGUUGUUAUCAGGGACUUGCUGCUGUAAACAGAUGCUUGGUUAAGGACUUCUUAUAUGCCUUUAGGGGCAUACUGGUAUGGUGUAGGUGCAUGGGAAAAGGUUGAAAUGGUAUGUUGGUGUCUGUAUCAACUUCCAAAAGGGGAAGAUGUCAGGGCACGACAACCAGAUGUGGAGCAUAUUGUGGAACAACUGCUCCAGCAUUCCUCAGAGAUUGCAGCAUUCAUGCGAUGUAUCACAUCCGGUGUUCUAUACCACAUAGUUAAUACCUUACAGCUCAUUUCCUGGUACUCUAAAUUAUUUUUUAUUCUAACAUAUUCAAUUAGGGUUAUUUCCCCCUAUAAAAUAUAUAUAUAUUUUUUUUUUUGUCAAUAUUUAUUUUUAAGUGUAUAAGAGUACAGACAGGCUUGUAGGGCCACAACAGCAACCUCAAGCUUCUUGUUGAGAAAUAUAAUAUUGUGACAUGAGAUGUACUGGCACAUUUUUGAGAAUAAUACAAGAAAACAAAUAUAAUAAAGUAAUCUGAUAUCUACAGAGAAGUCCGUAGCUGCUCACUCCUAAAUAAAAUUCUGGUUGGAUCAUGUUUGACUAGAGGGUGUGAGAAUCUGUAGAUGCCUCACUAACUAUAAGAGGAAGCAAGGAGAGUAUCACCUAGAGUAGUGAGGCUGAAAGACCCAUGUUUAGUUGGUACAUCAAGUAAAACUAAGUAUUAUCAUGUGGCUGGGAAGCAGAGAAUGAAGUGGGUAAGUAACCUCAUUCGACCGGCAGGAAAAAGUGUAGUAAGGCACUAAACUGUGUACUCGUGAACACGGUAUGUGUCACAUAAUAAUAAAAAUGAAAAUAAAAAGCAGUAAAAACUAAAACAAAACACAAAACCUUUAGACUGUUUGCAGGCCAGUCACGGUAUUGAUGUAGACGGGGAAUCUCCUCUAUGAGACGCCAGCACAAACGGGUGAGCCCUCUCAGGGUCCCAGAUUGACGGUCCUGUCGCAGGCAGAGAAAUGGUCAGCUCGGUGAGAGUGACUGAUUACCCACGCUUCUGCAGUGUGGAUGCCAUCUCUGAAGCGUCAAUGACUUUUAUCGUGCCAGUGUCACAAACAAUCAGUAGGCAACAUGGCAUUCCCCAUUUGUAUUGUAGCUUAUGAGCAACCAGUUCCUUGGUAAGUGGCCGCAAGGAUCUGCGCUAUUCCAGAGUGACUCUGGAAUAGUCAGAAUGAAAGGUCAGAGAGUGUUCCUCAAAGCGUAGUGAAGACUUACUGUGGAUCACUGCCAUAAAAAAACACCCACCUGUUCUGGUUAUGUUAGAAUCGGAUUAUAACAUCCCUGUUUGACCCGGUACCAUCCAUCCAGAGGCAUUGUCUUGGCUUGCUUGGCAGAAAAGAGGUGAGUGAGUAAUCUGCAAAAGAAAUGUGGAAUAUACACAGCCUCUAUGAUUUCAGGUUGGCCACGCAUUUUGACAUUCUUUCAGCGACUUCUGUCCUCCAUGGCCGCAAUGUCCUCUUGAGACUGGACUUGAGAGUGCUGCAGUGUCUGCAGACCUUGUUCCAGAUUCGAGAUCUCUUGAUCAUGAGCAGCAGUAUUCACCUCUGUGUUGUGUAGGCAAGCGGGGACCCCGUUGAUCUGGUCUCGAAACUGACGUCAGCCACAAUAUUUCUGCGGAGCUCAUUCAGAGUCUCUAUUGUGACUGGAUGCUUCCCUGUAGGCUGAAGCGGUGAGUUGUGAUCUUCGUCAGCAUUAGCCUCCACGGUGCAGUCCCCAGUGAAGGACGCCUCGCUUGAUGAUCGGGAUAAUCCGAUGGAUGGUGACAUUUGCUAUCCACAAGAGAUUGUAGAUGUCGGCGGGUGUGGGGGGGGGGUUUGUCUGCCCUGUUUUUCUUGUUCUUUUGCCCCAUCUUGUGAGUAAGAUGGGAAAAGUCUGUAUAACCCGCUUUUUAAUAUAUUUUCCUUUGUGCUUGCCCAGAGCUCAGGAAAAAGUGUCCUGCUAGCAUCUAUAAAAUGAUUUUUAAUGAAUUUUUUUUAAUUGUUUUUAAAUAAAAUGUAUGUUUUGGGAUAUUUUGAGUAAGUAUGUAUACCCCUUUUCCCAUUGUUUUUCACACAAUGAAGUUGAAUUCAUGUAUUUGUGUUUUAUGGAUGUUUCAAAUGUUCCUAGGGCUACCAAUAAGUGUUUUAAAGUUUCUUAUAUUCUGGUUUGUUUAUUAUAUGCUUACUGUUUUUAAAUGAGCUCAGGUAAAACUUCCUUUCUCUUUGCUUUAGGGGAUUCUACAGGCUCUUGAAUUUCUCCUGAAGAGGGGCUACAAACCACGUCGCUCCUUCUACAUUGGAUUUGGACAUGAUGAAGAGGUAGAGUAUGAAUACUUGUAAGGCACUGGAGGGAAUUGCUACCUGUUAUUGUAAUGUAUUCUGCUUAUAAGAGGUCAUUUUGUAGACCUUAUACUGUAUUUAUUCUAGAUUUCAGGCAGUUACGGAGCCAUGAAGAUUGUGGAGACAUUACAAUCCCGAGGAAUAAAGUUGUUAUUUCUUGUGGAUGAAGGUUUGGCUGUUCUAGAUGGUGUAAUCCAAGGCACAAGAAGACCCAUUGCUCUGUAA